AACCUGGAGAUUUAAAAGCCGCCGGCUGGCGCGCGUAGCGGGGGGGGGGGGGAGUAAGGGGGGAGCUUGCACGCGCCGGCCCUGGGUGACAGCCGCACGCCUCGGCCAGGAUCUGAGUGAUGAGAUGUGUCCUCACCGAGGCGCCCCAUAGCACCCAGCGUUCAGCAUGGACUGAGAAGCUGGACCAGAGGGCUGGCAGCAAUGGGCUUCUGGCUGGAUCCUAGACAGCAGGUGGCAGUGAGGAGGAGAGGCCUCGUCGUCGUUGUAUGGAGCAGGGCUGGGAGGAAGCAGGACUGGCACGCAUGAACAGCCCUCGCACCCUCCCUGCCGGGCCCACCAUGAUCCAGAGACUGUGGGUGAGCCGUCUGCUGCGGCAUCGCAAAGCCCAGCUCCUGCUGGUCAACCUGCUGACCUUUGGCCUGGAGGUGUGCCUGGCUGCGGGUAUCACCUAUGUGCCCCCCUUGCUGCUGGAAGUGGGGGUAGAGGAGAAGUUCAUGACCAUGGUGCUGGGCAUUGGUCCGGUGCUGGGCCUGGUCUCGGUCCCACUCCUAGGCUCAGCCAGUGACCACUGGCGUGGGCGCUAUGGCCGCCGGAGGCCCUUCAUCUGGGUGUUGUCUCUGGGUGUCCUGCUGAGCCUCUUCCUCAUCCCCAGGGCUGGUUGGCUGGCGGGGCUACUGUACCCGGAUGCUAGGCCCCUGGAGUUGGCACUGCUGAUCCUGGGUGUGGGGCUGCUGGACUUCUGUGGCCAGGUGUGCUUCACCCCGCUGGAGGCCCUGCUCUCUGACCUCUUCCGGGACCCAGACCACUGUCGCCAGGCCUUUUCCGUCUACGCCUUCAUGAUCAGCCUCGGGGGCUGUCUGGGCUACCUCCUGCCUGCCAUCGACUGGGACACCAGCGCCCUGGCCCCCUACCUGGGCACACAGGAGGAGUGCCUCUUUGGUUUGCUCACUCUGAUCUUCCUCACUUGCACGGUAGCCACACUGUUUGUGGCUGAGGAGGCAGCGCUGAGCCCCGCUGAGCCAGAUGAGGGGCUGUUGGUACCCACCGUGCUACCCCAUUGCUGCCCGUGCCAUGCUCGCCCAGCCUUCCGGAACCUGGGUGCCCUGUUUCCCCGGCUUCACCAGCUCUGCUGUCGUGUGCCUCGCACCCUGCGCCGGCUUUUUGUGGCUGAGCUAUGCAGUUGGAUGGCCUUCAUGACCUUCACGCUGUUUUACACAGACUUUGUGGGUGAAGGGCUCUAUCAGGGUGUGCCCAGGGCUGAACCAGGCACUGAGGCCCGAAGACACUACGAUGAAGGGGUCCGGAUGGGCAGCCUGGGGCUGUUCCUGCAGUGUGCCAUUUCCCUGGUCUUCUCUCUGGUCAUGGACCGACUGGUGCAGCGAUUCGGCACCCGGGCAGUGUACCUGGCCAGCGUGGUGGCUUUUCCUGUGGCUGCUGGCGCUACAUGCUUGUCCCGCAGUGUGGCUGUGGUGACCGCUUCGGCCGCCCUCACUGGCUUCACCUUCUCGGCCCUGCAGAUCCUGCCCUACACUCUGGCCUCCCUCUACCACCGUGAGAAGCAGGUGUUCCUGCCCAAAUUCCGAGGGGACACUGGCAGUGGAGGAGGUGAAGACAGCCUGACAGCCAGCUUCCUGCCAGGCUCCAAGUCUGGAACUCCCUUCCCCAAUGGACCCAUGGCUACAGGGGGUGGUGGCUUGCUACCGUCUCCACCCACACUCUGUGGGGCCUCGGCCUGUGAUGUCUCCAUGCGUGUGGUAGUGGGCGAGCCGUCUGAAGCCAGGGUGGUCCCAGGCCGGGGCAUUUGCCUGGACCUCGCCAUCCUAGACAGUGCCUUCCUGCUGUCCCAGGUGGCCCCAUCCCUGUUCAUGGGCUCCAUCGUCCAGCUUAGCCAGUCUGUCACUGCCUAUAUGGUGUCAGCUGCAGGGCUGGGUCUGGUCGCCAUUUACUUUGCCACACAGGUAGUAUUUGACAAGAAUGACUUGGCCAAAUACUCAGUGUAG
This is a messenger RNA of Orycteropus afer afer, 2000 nucleotides long. It is a transcript of the gene SLC45A3, whose product is annotated as solute carrier family 45 member 3. Gene Ontology annotation, biological process: transmembrane transport. Gene Ontology annotation, molecular function: sucrose:proton symporter activity. NCBI's taxonomy places the organism in Eukaryota, Metazoa, Chordata, Mammalia, Tubulidentata, Orycteropodidae. The record is from RefSeq and is a predicted model, not a curated record. Gene Ontology annotation, cellular component: membrane.